AUGCAUGCGAAAUACGAGCCUAGAAAGAUCGUUCUGUGGCCACUCAAAGGCAAUGUGGAUUUCAACUACUACUGGCCUAAUGGUGCCUGGGACCUCGUGAACACCAGCGUUACCUCAGAGAUUUACGGCUACAUAGUGAGUUUCAAGAUCGAGGUGGAAAGGAAGCCGCAAUUUGCGAUAGUUAAUGUGAUACUUCCGCUGAUUAUCAUGUCCGCGCUGAAUAUCCUGGUGUUCCUGAUCCCUACGGAUUGUGGGGAGCGCAUCUCCUUCUGCUUAACGGUUCUGCUUUCCAUCGCGGUCUUCCUGACGCUUGUGGGAGACAACCUCCCGAAGAACUCGAGGCCGAUGUCGGUGUUCAGCUACUACCUGGUGUCAGUGCUCAUCAUCAGCGUCGCCAUCUCGCUCGCCGUCAUAUGCAGCCUUCACACGUACCACCGAGGUGAGAAGCAACAUCCUGGGGCCGCGUGGAGGGCUGUCGCCAGGCGUUUAGGCUGCUACUGUGCGCGGCGGUCAGGGCCAGAGAAAGCGUACAGGGUUACCGGUAUUCCGGGUGUUGAUUACAAACUUGCUCGGCCGGAAAACGCUACCCCUCGGGCUUCGCUCGGCAUGCAUUUAGUGCCAUACCCGAUGCGCAAUCAUCGUGGUGUAUUCCUGAACCGCAACACACAUGUUAAAGGGACUCUGUCUUCAGAUCAUUCGGAGGACUCAACAUUUCACGAGGAAGAUUUGCAUGAAGGUGAUAGCUCAGUAAUGGAAAUCAAAUGGUCAGAAGUGAGCAUUGCCUUGGAUAAAGUAUUUUUCGUCUUUUUCAGUCUUAUUCUAACGACUGACACGCUGUGCUUUUUCAUGGUCAUUUACAACAAUGUAACUCUAUGA
Messenger RNA from Dreissena polymorpha, 876 nucleotides. RefSeq names its product neuronal acetylcholine receptor subunit alpha-2-like. Gene Ontology annotation, biological process: signal transduction; monoatomic ion transmembrane transport; regulation of membrane potential. The record is from RefSeq and is a predicted model, not a curated record. Gene Ontology annotation, molecular function: transmembrane signaling receptor activity; monoatomic ion channel activity; neurotransmitter receptor activity. Lineage: Eukaryota; Metazoa; Mollusca; Bivalvia; Myida; Dreissenidae. Gene Ontology annotation, cellular component: neuron projection; membrane; synapse. The transcript has a single exon. Bases 1 to 876 code for a protein of 291 amino acids.